This is a messenger RNA of Chelonia mydas (Green sea turtle), 504 nucleotides long. RefSeq names its product claw keratin-like. NCBI's taxonomy places the organism in Eukaryota, Metazoa, Chordata, Testudines, Cheloniidae. The record is from RefSeq and is a predicted model, not a curated record. Bases 1 to 504 code for a protein of 167 amino acids. Gene Ontology annotation, cellular component: intermediate filament. The transcript has 2 exons. Gene Ontology annotation, molecular function: structural constituent of cytoskeleton.
AUGCAGUUCAGGAGCAGUGGUGAGCAGGGGGUUUACCUCCUUCCCAGAAAGAUGACUUUCUCAGGCCUCUGCUAUCCAGAAUGCGGGGUGGCCCGACCCAGUCCAGUCACUGGCAGCUGCAACGAGCCGUGCGUUAGGCAAUGCCCUGACUCUGAAGUGGUGAUCAGACCCUCACCAGUUGUCGUGACCCUCCCAGGACCAAUUCUCAGCAAUUUCCCUCAGCAGAGCGGAGUGGGAGCUGUAGGAGCACCUGUGGUCGGACCCGGUUUCGGGGGCUCAUUCGGUUCGGGGGGAUUGUACGGCUAUGGAGGAUUGUAUGGUUUAGGGGGAUAUGGUGGUUAUGGUGGCCGUUACGGUUAUGGGGGAUUGGGCGGUUAUUGUUAUGGGGGAUUAUAUGGUUCUGGGGGAUUAGGCGGUUACCUGGGUGGUUAUGGUUCUGGGGGAUUAUGUGGUUCUGGGGUAUCUUGCCAUAGGUACCUCAGUGGAAGCUGUGGGCCAUGCUAA